ACAAACAAGAAGUGCAAAUCCACUGCCAAUAAUACUGUGAACAACAACAACACUGCCAAAAUAUCCACCACAAUUGUGUUCAUACUGCCAGCCAACUGCAUCCACCUGCCCCACUGCCACAUAUACACCGCAGCCAUAGCCACAGCCAGCGCAAACGUGCCACGGAGCAGCUGAGGGUACGCCCCCACGCCAAGACGCCUUACAAAACCACCGUCAACGCCACCGCCACCGCCACCACUGCCAACAAAAUGCCCAUUUGCAACAAGCCACCGCUGAGCGAAGCAAAAAGUGCCACCGCCUUCGAUGACCACGCCUCAGAGGCAGCCAAAAUGAAACGCACGCGCGAGCAAGCCUACUUCAAUUCAUACAAUUUCGAUGCAAUUCAAGCGCUGCCCUACAAUAAUGAUGGCGAAGAAUUAGUGGAAGAAGCGGCAGUACAAAAAGUCGUUGGUAGUCAGGUCAGGCCGAUCGCUGCGCUCCUCAGCACAAAUUUAGUCACUACGAAAGUAUCAGCAACAUCGUCCACAGCCGGCAGUGGUAGCCAGCCCCAGCAUAAUACGCUUAAAACAAUCUAUCGCGGCGGCGGUGCAGCGUCAUUCGCCUCGUCGCACAGCAAUCGCAGCCACGGCAGCUUACACAGCAGCAGCGGUCGCAGCAGUGAACGCGGUAGUCAGCAUAGUGGCCAUAGCAGUGAUAUGAAUGGUUAUUUGCGUCGUCAGCAUUCCGGCGAACUGACCUACACGUACAUGCAACGCUUUGGUGCGCUUUUAGUGCAUUCGCGCAACGCAUCACCGUCAUCGGAAUUGGGGAGGAGUUGUGUUGGUGGUGGUGGUGGUGGUGGUGGUUGUGCCGGUGCCGCUGAUGCGAUUGGCAUUCAAGGAGGAAAUGGAGAAGGAGGAGGAGGAGGAGUUGCCAACGCAUGCGAAGAAAUUGCGCCGGUGCAUGGGAAGUGUACAACGGAAGUGUCGGAGAAUGGGAGUUUUCUGCUGCCACGCGCCAUGCUGAAGUAUCAAAGGUAGGU
Molecule: messenger RNA, 1021 nt
Organism: Rhagoletis zephyria (snowberry fruit fly)
Lineage: Eukaryota; Metazoa; Arthropoda; Insecta; Diptera; Tephritidae
Product: homeotic protein ocelliless-like
Source: RefSeq, a predicted model, not a curated record